Messenger RNA from Sphaerodactylus townsendi, 6319 nucleotides. RefSeq names its product SH3 domain binding protein 4 (gene SH3BP4). Gene Ontology annotation, cellular component: cytoplasm. The record is from RefSeq and is a predicted model, not a curated record. The transcript is spliced from 5 exons. Bases 275 to 3154 code for a protein of 959 amino acids. Lineage: Eukaryota; Metazoa; Chordata; Lepidosauria; Squamata; Sphaerodactylidae. Gene Ontology annotation, molecular function: protein binding.
GAAGGAGAGGGGAAAAGGGGGGGGGGAGGGAGCCGAGUCCCGCCCCCUCCCAUGACAUCAGCGAGGAGGUCCCUGCGAGUCCCUCGCCUGCUUUUCCCCGGGCCGACGGAGGGGCGCCGCGCCAGCAGCAGCAGCAGCAGCAGCAGCACCGUCUCGCCGACACGGCAGCCAGGGCGACGCCGGGGCGCAGCGGUGCUGGUGGCUGGGUUCCAGAUGUUGAUGACACAGCAUUUUCCACAACUCCUCUAGAGAAGAUGAUCUGGUAGAUCUCAAAAUGGCAGCGCAGAGGAUCCGUUCUGCUAAUUCCAGUGGCCUCCCACGAUGCAAGUCUGAGGGGACGCUGAUUGAUCUGAGUGAAGAAUUUUCUGAAACCAGCUUCAGUUCUGUCAAAGUGCCUACUCCUAGUGCCUUGAUUGGAGACAAUCCUACAUCGUUUGGAAAUGCAAAAGAAGUUGUAGCAAUUAAAGACUACUGCCCAAAUAACUUCACAACCUUGAAGUUCUCCAAGGGUGAUCACCUCUAUGUCUUAGAUACCUCAGGAGGUGAAUGGUGGUAUGCCCACAAUACCACAGAGAUGGGCUACAUCCCAUCCUCCUAUGUUCAGCCUGUAAACAACCGGAACUCUUCAUUGACAGAUAGUGGAAUGAUAGACAAUCUCCUUGAAAUCUCUGAUGAGGGAGCCAGAGAACUUGAUCUCCUUGGAGACUGGACAGACAUCAAGUGGAGCUUAGCAAAAAACAACCCUUUCUUGAAUAAUGUCCAGACUAACCCUUUUAUGAAUGGGAAUUUACAGAUAGCUCCUGACAGGACCAAGGAGCAUCCUCCCCAAGCUAUGGUGUUGCUGUUUGAGACAGGGCUGCCUACGUUUACAGAGUCAAGUUCUGCCACUAAUAGCAGUGUAGGCAAUCAUCUUGAUGAGGUUCCUUCAAUGAACGGGUUUGAAUUUGAACAGCCAAGCCGGCGGGACAACCCUUUUUUCAGAAGCAAGCGGUCCUACAGUUUGUCAGAACUCUCAGUACUACAAGCAAAAUCGGAACAUUCAGCAUCAUCAGACUUUUUCACUGGGUUGAAGUCUCCCACUCCUGAGCAGUUCCAAAGCAGGGAAGAUUUUAGAACUGCAUGGUUAAAUCACCGGAAGCUGGCAAGAUCUUGCCACAACUUGGACCUCCUAGGCCAGAAUCUUGGUUGGGGUCAGACCCAACCUGUAGAGACAAACAUCGUUUGCAAGCUCGAUAGCUCUGGGGGAGCCGUUCAGCUUCCAGACACUAAUAUCAAUAUUCAAGUUCCGGAGGGACAUGUAGCUGUUGGGGAUACUCAACAGAUCUCCAUGAAAGCUCUAUUGGAUCCACCUCUGGAACUCAACAGUGACAAAUGCAGUACCAUAAGUCCUGUACUAGAGAUUAAGCUGAGCAACAUGGAAGUUAGAACCUCGGUUGUCCUGGAAAUGAAGGUGUCAGCAGAUGUUAAGAAUGAUCUAGUGAGCAAGAGUUUAGUAGGAGUGCAGUGCUUGCGGAGUGACGUGAAGGAUGGCCCCUACACACCAGUACCACUAAGCUACUGCUAUGGAGACACAAUACAAGUUCAACUGGAGAACCUGGAGCCUUGUAUGUAUAUAGCAGUCGUAGCCCAAGGGCAAAAUAUUUUGUACCCUUAUACUGUUUGGGAUUACAUCGGUAAAAAAAUCACAGUCGGAGUCUACGGUCCAAAGCAUAUUCACCCUUCUUUCAAAACAGUGGUUGCCAUCUUUGGACACGAUUGUGCCCCAAAGACACUCUUAGUGACUGAAGUUACACGGCACGUACACUCCACGGGACCUGUGGCGCUGCAGUUGUGGGGCAAGCACCAAUUCACCCUCGCAAGGCCACAAGAUCUAAAGAUUUGUAUGUUUUCAAACAUGACUAAUUAUGAGGUGAGAGCCAGCGAGCAGGCCAAAAUGGUGAGAGGCUUCCAAAUGAAGUUAGGGAAAGUCAGCCGCCUCAUCUUUCCCAUCAUGUCACAUGACCCGAAUGAGUUGUCAGAUUUCACCUUGAGAAUACAAGUCAAGGACGACAAGGAUAACCUCCUGACCCAGUUCUGUGUCCAAACGCCGCAGCCCCCUCCAAAAAGUACAGUCCGGUCCACUGGACAAAGAAGAUUCCUGAAGAAGAAUGAGGUGGGGAAAAUAAUAUUGUCUCCUCUGGCAACCACCAGCAAAUAUCCAGUCUUCCAGGACAGACCAGUGUCAAGCUUAAAAUAUGGGAAACUGCUAAAAACAGUGGUGCGGCAAAGCAAGAACCAUUACCUCUUGGAAUAUAAGAAAGGGGAUGCCAUAGGUUUGCUUAGUGAAGAGAAAAUCAAGCUGAAGGGUCAGCUCUGGACAAAAGAAUGGUAUAUAGGUUACUAUCAGGGUAAAAUUGGCCUUGUCCAUACCAAAAACGUUUUAGUUGUUGGAAAAACAAAGCCGAACAAUUUCUGUGGACCCGAGCUGACCACUAGUGUGUUGCUUGAUCAGAUUUUGAGGCCUUGUAAGUUUCUCACCUACAUUUAUGCUUCAGUAAGGACUUUGUUGAUGGAAAACAUUAGCAACUGGCGAUCGUUUGCAGAUGCCCUCGGGUACGGCAACUUGCCACUGACUUUUUUCUGCCGGGCGGAACUGGACAGUGAACCAGAGUGUGUGGCUUCGGUGCUGGAAAAACUAAAAGAAGACUGUAAUAAUUCAGACAAUAAGGAUAGGAAAUCUUUCCAGAAGGAACUCAUGUCAGCCUUGCUGAAAAUGGACUGCCAGGGCUUGGUGGUCCGAUUAAUUCAGGAUUUUGUUCUUCUAACUACGGCUGUAGAAGUGGCCCAACGCUGGAGAGAGCUUGCUGAGAAAUUGGCCAAGGUUUCCAAGCAACAGAUGGAUGCUUACGAAGCCCCCCAUCGAGACAAGAAUGGUGCUGUGGAUAAUGAGGCAAUGUGGAAACCAGCCUAUGACUUCAUGCUAACGUGGAGCAAUCAGAUGGGAGACAGCUACCGUGACGUUACUCAAGAGCUUCACACGGGUCUGGAUAAAAUGAAGAAUCCAAUCACCAAGCGCUGGAAGCAUCUCACAGGGACCCUAAUCUUGGUCAAUACCUUGGAUAUACUACGGGCAGCCGCCUUUAGUCGUCAAGAAAACGAGGACUGUGCUAUCUGAUGGGUGGCUUGAGAUAUCAUCCCGACCGGAUGCUGUUUAACUCACAGUGUGCAAGAUCCUGAAACAGUUCCACAAAAGCCAAAGUUUGGGAGCAGUGGUUUUCAGGGCUUGGAGUGCAAACGUCUACGUUUUAUCUCCCCUUGGCACAAAGACACCCAAGAUAACAUUGUUUUUUAUGCUCUGUGGCUGAAAACCCCCUAUUAAUUUGUCAACUUUUAAAAAAUGGAACUUUAAAAAAAAUAUUUGCAAAUCUCCAACUUCUUAAGAGCAGCGGAAAGUUGCUUUAGGGAGGAGUUCGCAUUCUUACGUGACAUGAAGAGUGCUUUCAUCCCCUUUUAAAAUUAUCACUUUGAAGAUGGUGAAUCAUAUCGAUCCAAAGCACACAGCCAGAGGCCUCUGCAAACAUUUGAAAUUCUAAGGUGUGGCUCUGACAGUUGUUUAUAAAAUCCAUGUGCUUAAUCCUACCAGUUCCUGUCAACUUACAAGCAUUGUAGCAAUUUCCUAAAAUUUGCUUUUAUUAAUAUCUUUUUUUGUAAAGCAUAAAAUGCACAGUUUUUUCCGGUUAACUGAUGUUUGUAGCAAGUUAGCACUGCAUCUUAAUGUCCCAGCGCAAGGUGCGUCCCACUUCUCUCUGCUUCAGAUCAUGAUAAAGAAGCAGAAAUUACUUCAGGUUAUGGGACUUGCCCUGUCUCCCUUCCCUUUUAACAGAAAUGAACUUGAAUGGAUAUCACUGAAAGUUCAGAACCAACAUUUUCACUUCACUUUGUUUUAAAACUGGAGUAUCUUAGCUAGCCGUCGCUCAAAAUGUCCUUCUUCAGAAAUUUACAUUUUCUGGAUAUCUUUUGUUUUUAGAAAUCGGGCAAAUGGAUGUUCCAUGGUUUAUUCUGAAUUGUGCAAAGGCAAGGGUUUAGGCUUAGUUGUCGCUAAGAUUCUAAACCUUUGUCUGAGUCAUAGUACGUUAGACUUCUGAUAAGAUAUUACUUCACAGAAUAUAACACUCUCUCAUUUUCUGUGUGUGUGGAACUGUCAGGGAGAAUACGACUAGAACCCCACUCACCCUCUUACAGUGUUCUGCAUGGAGGGAAGGGGUUUUUUUUCUGAGGGGAAACUUUCCAUCCGGUGAACACUCCCCUGCAGUCUGAAAUUGUGUAGCCUGGACAUCUGAUGAGGAGCCCAUUUGAUCAGUAAAAACGCUUGCUUCGCGAGCAGUCUGUGAUCAUGCUCUGAGGACACCUCCCUCGUGCUUAAGUAGUUCUACAUCUUGGACAGUUGCUGUGUUCAGUGUGAUGCAUAAUGCAGUCCUGGGCUAGCCUGGAAUUAAUAUAGCGCCACCCUUCUGCCUUCAUGCACUGUUUAAAGUAGACACUAGUCCUGCAUCCAACCUUCCAUGUCAAAAGUCUCCAGACUAAGGCACAUUUAUUAAAUCUCCUGAACCAUGAGGGUGCUAUUAGAAUACUGUGUGUGAAAAGUUUUCUAUUUCAGUCAAGGCUCAUGGGAAGGUGUAUAAGACUUGCUUCUGUGGCCACAGUUACUUGACUUCACCAAGUAUCUCUUUGGUGUAAUGUGAUCAGCGGGGCUUGCCAGCUAACUUGUGCCCAGUUGUAUUUUGAGUCGGUGACUGAGUUGUUCUGUUUGCACCUGCAUUUCAGUUGACUAUUCAAGCAUGCAAGCAUUCAGAAGUACAGUGAAAGUGUCCUGGGAUGAAAUAAGCUAUCCUGGCUGGCGGCAUACUUCCUGGAUCCUGAGAUUGCUUACUGAAUGAUUCAUAACAAUAUCAGCAAAUAUUUAACAUCCUUCUAAAAUCAUAUUGGUUAAGGGCAAUUUGACCUCCUUUCUCAGUCAUAGCAAUGGCUGCACAUGGAAUUUAGAUUUGACUUUUGGACAAGGCUGACCUUUCAAAGCAGUUUUCUUGAUGCAGUGUGACUGGCUGUCUGCAGUUCCAGAAUUUUAUGAAAUCAGAAUAUGGCUUGUUAGAAAGGCACUAUAGUUGUUUCCACAUCUUUCAAUUGCUGAGGAGUGCCCAGAAUCCUUGCCUUUAUUAGCUAGCUGUUUUCCCCAAAAAAAGACUUUUCAGCUCUCAAGCUGGGCACUGUCUGAUAAAAAACAUCUUAAGGUUUUGAAUUUUGCAGAAGAGAUUGAGUGAAUUCCUUGCAUAAUUUUUUCUUUAUUCAGUCAGCUGUAUUUGUAUCACAUACCAUUGGAACAACAUUUCUGAAUCCUUUGUUUUCCUCCUUCCAAGCCAAAUCUGAAUCUACACAUCCCAUACGAUAAGAAAUCGGGAGAGAAGAAAUUGUGUGCAUUCUGAAACUAUAUAAUGUUGGCUAAAGAGCCAGGACUGUUACAGCAGCUUUGCAUUUUUUUAAAAAAUUUACAUUUUGGCUUUCGGUGUUUCUCUUUCAUUACAAUAUUUUGCAGAACUGAACAUGAUCCAUGAGUGGGCAGUCCACAUUGGCAGGCAGGCCACAACCUGAGAUGAUCUCUUACAUAUAGCUCAUGUGCAGAUCCAUGAAUUGACCAGAGAGUUCAGAGCAUGUUUGCGGGUGAACAUCCUUGCAGGCUAUUUGUGUGUGGGCCAUCCCAUUAUACCAAGCCAGCCUCAUUCUGCUCAUGGAUCUGUAAUGGCAGGACUUCCUCCUAUUAGUUUCUGCUGGAGAGGUUGACACAAGUAACUAGGCCUGGUCUGGAUUCAAUCACCUCAUCAAAAUAUUGAUGAGUGGAAGAGCUGGAUCACUCAAUUAGAAAUGCAGUUUAACCUUUUGGAGGUUCCAGGUCCUGGCUGAAAAUUAUGGAGGGGAUGGAUUAGCUAGCCUUGUUUCUGCCAUUUUUUUCCUAACUACCUCAAGGGUUGCACACCUAUUCCUGCUUUGGCCAAGCCUAGAGGCUCCCUUAGAUGAUUUCUUCCCUUCUGUGACCAGUUGAAUCACAUAAGCAGCUUUUCCUAGAUUAGCUGGUGCAAUUGCUGCGUGAUCUGUUUCGUUUGAACUCAAAAGCCGGCUCCUAGGACACAGUUGGAGCCGUGUGGAUCUCCUGCCAAAUGCCUUUGACUCAAAGUAUGCCUUUACAAGCCUGCUUUGAAUUUUACAUGAAUACACUGUACAGUAGUUGGUUUAUUGUGCAAUUUUUAAAAAAUGUUGUCGGACAAUACAAUUAAAGCAGAUGUUUGAA